Messenger RNA from Fraxinus pennsylvanica, 405 nucleotides. Lineage: Eukaryota; Viridiplantae; Streptophyta; Magnoliopsida; Lamiales; Oleaceae. The record is from the annotation of a GenBank genome assembly.
AUGGAGCGCGAACUCAUCACUUUCGCAAUCUCGAUUACAUCAUCGAAAAAGAUAUUUUUGUUAUGCUUUAUUUUUUUUUGUUUUCUUGCUAUCGCGCUCAAGCUCCUUGAGUGCUUUGAUGACAAGGUCAAUGGCAAAUGGGACGAUUAUGACCUUAGCCUGACGGUUCUGGAUAGUAAGCUUGACGGUCAUGUUGAGGCCAUUCUAGUCAUUAGCUAUUUCCUUGGCGAUUUCUUCUCCAAUUUUCUUGGGAGAGAGGUUGAGUUGUCCGAUUUUGGGGCCAAGAGAGCUGGCUUCACCGACCUCGCCGUCGGUAACUCAGACAAAUACGUCAAUGACUUGAGAGGAAUCGAACUUCGGCGGCAUUUUUAUGGAAGCUGGAGGCUUGUGAGACUAAAAAAUUGA